AUGAAUUAAGAAAAAACAGUUGAAGAACCAUUACUUAGUUAAGCUAAGAUGAAUGAAUAUAAAGAAAGAGAAUUUAGAGAAUACUUAGUAAAUCAAGAUGUCACUCUUGCUAUUGUUAAAUGUAUAUUAUAUAUAUAUUGUUUAAUAAUUUUAUAGUUCUUCUUGCUUUAAGAAAUGCACCCAAUAAACCUGAUUCUCCAAGUUAAGCACUUAUUGAUUACUUUAGUGUACAUUAAGAUACGAAAGCCCAUGAAGAAUUUGAGAAAUUGAAAUUAGAUGUUGAAUAAUUAGAAUAAGGUUAAUGAAUGUUAUUAUAACUGUAUAGAAAAUAAUCAAUUAGCAAAAGAAAUAGAUUCAAUUAAAGAACAAAUAGUUUAAUAAAAACUUGAAAAAUAACGUAAAGAAGAAGAAGAUAGAUUACGUUAAGAAGAAGAGGCAAAAAAGAAUACAAAGAAACCUGCAAAGAAAUGA
Molecule: messenger RNA, 471 nt
Organism: Paramecium sonneborni
Lineage: Eukaryota; Ciliophora; Oligohymenophorea; Peniculida; Parameciidae
Source: the annotation of a GenBank genome assembly